AUGUGUCUUUUCGAUUUAUAUGAUACAACGCAUAAUACGUAUUGGACUGAUCCACAUAAUCGAUCUCUCACAUUUAGAGUUCCAAAUGGUUUUCAUGUAUUCGAUGCCUCGGACCUUCUCGAUGUGAAUGACAUACAGAUUAUUACGAAUAUUUACGAAUAUGUUACCAAAACUUUCUAUCAUAGUCGACACGAUCCAAUGGGAGCUUUUGGUUUCUAUUCUUUGGUGAAAAAUGCUCAAAGUGAAUCCAUUCAUCAUCGUUUCUAUCAGUUUGACUUUUAUCUCGCGUCUAGAAUGCGCCAAAUUGGUUGGUAUACUCUCAAUCUAGUCACAUUUCCAGUGCCGAAGUUCAAUGCAAUGACCAGCAGGGUCAUGGCUUCUUUACCGUCUACAUUUGAUCCGAACAAUUCAUCGAUUGUUGGUGAAUUCAAUGAUUUUUUUGUACACUUUGGUACGCAUAUAGUAGUGGGUUCAACCAUGGGAGGUCUCAUGUGGCAACAAGAUUGGUUUGAGAGCUGUUUGCUGCGCGUAACAAAUACAUCAUGGAUUCGUGAACAGGUAGCUCUGCGCACCCCUCAAGGACUAUUCAACCUUUCACCAUACAGUGAGACAACAACAAAAACAAUCAGUGAAGAAUAUACCAAACAUUCAGAAUAUUCGUUGCAGGUGAUGGGCGGUUCAUAUUCCACCAAUAUAUCACAAUGGCGCGAAUGGAUGCCAACUGUGAAACAGAAACCACAUGCAAUAUCCUAUGAUCUUCUACCCAUCUACAGGCUUUUACCGGCAAAUAGUGACCGACGGAGAUCUCUCGAACAAGCAACGCUCCAUUUUCGCACCCAAGCUGAUUUAAACGAGCGAACCUAUAUUGCGAAAAUUGCAACCAUGCCAAAACCACCGAGACCUGGAUGUAAAAAGCCUAUAUCGAAGCGUUCUUUGAAGUUAUUUUAA
Messenger RNA from Rotaria socialis, 948 nucleotides. NCBI's taxonomy places the organism in Eukaryota, Metazoa, Rotifera, Eurotatoria, Philodinida, Philodinidae. The record is from the annotation of a GenBank genome assembly.